Messenger RNA from Rubroshorea leprosula, 1195 nucleotides. The record is from the annotation of a GenBank genome assembly. NCBI's taxonomy places the organism in Eukaryota, Viridiplantae, Streptophyta, Magnoliopsida, Malvales, Dipterocarpaceae.
GAGUGGGGGAUUUUUCUUUUGGGUAUGGAUAAUUGAAGGGCAAUGUUGGGAAGCGGGGGGGUUUCGGACGGGUACGAGGUCGGCUCAAAGAGACAAAGAAUGAUGGAAUCCACUCCCUACUUCGCAGUGAGCAGCAGUGCUGGUGGCUAUCAACCAUUCAAUUAUGGUGGAAGCCCUCAGCCCCCUCCCUUUCCUGUGGUCCGGCUCAGGGGCCUACCUUUCAACUGCACUGAUAUCGACAUCUUCAAAUUCUUUGCUGGACUGGACAUUGUGGAUGUGUUACUGGUCAACAAGAAUGGACGGUUCUCAGGAGAGGCCUUUGUUGUCUUUGCUGGGGCCAUGCAGGUUGAAUUUGCUUUGCAGAGAGAUCGACAAAAUAUGGGACGCAGGUAUGUGGAGGUUUUCAGGUGCAAGAGGCAGGACUAUUACAAUGCUGUGGCUGCAGAGGUGAAUUAUGAUGGAAUUUAUGACAAUGAUUAUCAUGGAAGUCCUCCACCAUCUAGAUCAAAGAGGUAUGACAAUGACAAGGAUCAAUUGGAGUACACUGAGAUUUUAAAGAUGCGUGGCCUACCCUUCUCUGUGAAGAAACCUGAUAUCAUUGAAUUCUUUGGAGAGUUCAAGCUUGUUGAAGAUAGGAUACACAUUGCAUGCCGCCCAGAUGGAAAAGCUACAGGGGAGGCUUUUGUGGAGUUUGAAUCUGCAGAGGAAGCUAAGAGAGCAAUGUGUAAGGACAAGAUGACAAUUGGAAAGAGAUAUAUAGAACUGUUUCCUUCAACCCCAGAUGAAGCUCGACGAGCUGAGUCAAGAUCAAGGCAGUGAAGUGGCAGUAUUGCAUAUUGCACUGGAUUCAAUUCUUCCUCCAGGUUCCUCAGUGGUGCUUUAGCUUCUCUCCAUGUUCUGUGGUGGCUCCAUUUUUCUCAAAUUAGGUUACAUGUCACUGGUAUAUUAGCAUUUUGUUAUGUUUUGACUGGCAUUUUAUUUUGUCAUUAUAUGGAGAUAUUAAGAACAUUGAGUUUAAUGCUAUGCAGAUGCUGAUUCCCAAAUUUAGGUUCAUACGUUCUUCUUUUUUUUUUUUCAGCAUUUGGAUGUCAAUGAUUGGCUAAGUCUAAAACUUGACUGUUUCCUCUAUUCUUCAUUUAUCAAGUACUUUGGUUAGUUUUUACUUGCCUUUUUCACUCGAUGAUGUUAUGGAGAU